AUGUCUUUGGAAGAGAUUCAUGAGACAGAGAAGUCUGUGGAAUGGAGCGUUCCUGUGAAGCCCUUGCUGAGCAGGAACGUCGUGGCAGAAAGUCCACUGGAGAUCAAGCAGGUGUAUAAACUGCUGCAGUGCGUAAACCAGAAAAAUAAAGAGCGGGUGGAGAAGAUGGUGCGUUUGGGCGUCCCAGGUCUGAUCAACCUGACAGAGCCGAAAGAGGGGACCAGCGCCCUGCACCUGGUCUCCGUGGCCAACGAUCUGGACAUGGCUCGUCUCCUCCUGUCUCUGAAAGCUCAUCCUGAUAUCCAGGACAAAAGGGGACGGACUGCAAUGAUGCUCGCUGCAGAACUCGGUCAAGUCCGCAUGGUAGAGCUUCUGGCCAAUAAUAAAGCCAGCAUGACUUUAGUGGACAAAGAGGGCAAGGGGCUGCUGUUUUACUGCAUUGGCCCAACGAAAAUGCACGCACAAAUCCUGGAGAUGGCAGUUAACAUGGACGCAGAUGUUAAGAACAUCUCCUACGCAGGGAAAUCUGUGUUCAUGUUCGCCUGUGAAAAAGCAAAAGAGUGUGAGAACCUCUGCGUGCGGCUUUUAGAGAGAGGAGCCGAUCCCAACGCCGCUGAUCCGGUGACGGGGUGCACGGCUCUGAUGGCGGCGGUGAGAGCCGGAUCUGUUGCGUUGGUCAGAGCGAUCCUGAACACAGGAGGAAACCCGAACACAGUGGACAGAAUGCGACUGCACGCUGCUCACAUUGCAGCGGCCAAAGGCUUCUUCGAGGUGCUGAGGAUGCUGUCAGGAUACUCGGCUGAUUUCAACCUGACGUCAUUGCUUGGAAAUACAGCAAUGCAUGCAGCUGCAGCUGGAGGCCACGCUGAGUGCUGCAGGUUUCUGUUUCAGAGAGGAUGCAGUGUGAUGAAGAAGAACCAGCAGGAAUUACUUCCAAGUCAGAUUGCUAAAAAAAACGGCCACAAAGCUGCUCUAAAGGAGCUAAAAGAGGCAGAACAAGCUAUGAACUCUGGAAAACUACCUUCCGUCACUGAAGCCAGGCUACACGAUUGGUCAUAUGAGCAUGAGGCAGAGCUGAGGCAGGCCUUCCAACCUGCUGAGGAGGCAGACGCUCCUGUGGACUCUGUGUCAAAGGAGACGUUUGUGUCCGUCCUGCAGGCGCAUCACGCUCCUAUAGAUGACGACAGUCUGAAAACUGUCAUCAGCUUGCUGGAUAGGAAUUGCUGGGGCAAAGUUAACAUCAAUGACUUCUUCAUGGGGAGUAAGUUCCUGCCGAACAAAUAUGAGCUUUCUUCCUAUAAGCCUACGACGUUGACGACAGGCAGGACGGAUAAGAUGGAGGCAAAGACAGACGGGUGCCCUCAGACGGGUGACGUCGUUCCAGAUAUGAUGAAAAAAAUUGACGGCAUCCUGCAGUACUUGAGUAAACGCUUUGAGCCGUUUACUGAUACCAGUCGGCAGGCGGCUGACCGUACAGAAGACCCUUCUUUGUACUUUGAUGAGCCCAAGGAAAUUUACAUCAACGCCAGCCUAUGUGUGAGAAGAAACGACUUUGAGUCACUGAGCUUAGCGUUUAGCCAGCAUGUCCCUGUGGACAUUAGGGAUCAUUUUUACAAAACGCCACUCAUGACUGCCUGCAUCAUUGGGAACUACCAGAUGGCUCGCUUCCUCAUCUCACAUGGGGCGAAUGUGAACAUGUAUGAUCAGUUUCAAUGGACUGCUCUACAUCACGCCUGCUUCGCCGGACACGCGGAUAUCGUCAAACUCUUACUGGAGCACAGUGCUGUUGUAGAUGCUACGACCUCAAACGGAGUGACGCCGCUAAUGAGGGCCAUCCAAAGCUGCAAAUUCAACUGCGUGGAUCAGCUCGUGAAUUCCGGCGCGAACAUUGAGGCCAUAAACAAACACGGACAAAACUGUUUGGUCCUCGCCCAGAUGUAUGGAACUAGGGAAAUCUGCGAUUUUGUCGAAAUUGAGUUAGAGCGUACAAAGCUCAGCCAGGCAAAGGGAUCAGGAAAAGAAAAGAUUCUGACACCAGCACCUCCUGCAGCUAAGGAGGGUGUGACAGAAAAGACAAAGAAGAGCGCAGGCCAAAGAAGACGCAUAAUAGCUUUAAAUCCACACACUACAGACCACUGCAUUACCCUCCCCUCUACAACCUUUUGGGGGAAGGAGGUUGUAUCGACCCCUCAGCUUGAGCAGAGGCAAGCAGACAGGAAAAACCAUUUCACAAAUGAGGACAAGAUGAAGAUCUCAGAAGACAAACCCAUUAGUGCAAACACAGCGAGGAAUCCGAGGCAGAAGGGCGCGACCAGCAAUCGUUAA
Pangasianodon hypophthalmus (striped catfish) is the source of this 2325-nucleotide messenger RNA. RefSeq names its product ankyrin repeat and EF-hand domain-containing protein 1-like. The record is from RefSeq and is a predicted model, not a curated record. NCBI's taxonomy places the organism in Eukaryota, Metazoa, Chordata, Actinopteri, Siluriformes, Pangasiidae. The transcript has 9 exons. Gene Ontology annotation, molecular function: protein binding. Bases 1 to 2325 code for a protein of 774 amino acids.